This is a messenger RNA of Salvia miltiorrhiza (redroot sage), 3021 nucleotides long. RefSeq lists its product as uncharacterized. Lineage: Eukaryota; Viridiplantae; Streptophyta; Magnoliopsida; Lamiales; Lamiaceae. Bases 1 to 3021 code for a protein of 1006 amino acids. The record is from RefSeq and is a predicted model, not a curated record. Gene Ontology annotation, molecular function: RNA-DNA hybrid ribonuclease activity; nucleic acid binding. The transcript is spliced from 5 exons.
AUGCUUACACAUUCAGCGGGGCAGAAAAGGGAAAGAGUGACAGAGGGAUUGGAUACACGGAAGAAGGGGAAGGUGGGCGAAGUGAAUGCCUCGGCAGAAGAGCGCCAGGAAUUGGCAGACGUAUUGAAAGACAGGGACAGUACAGAAAAAACCACGCUGGUGUCUACUAGUGAUGUUUGCAACAUGAUCGAACUGUUUCCAGGGAAAGAGGGUUUUCAGACCAAAAUUGGGUCUUCCAUGAGUGAUCAAGUCAGAGACGAGCUCAUUAUUUGCUUGCGCAGAAAUGCAGAUGUGUUCGCAUUCAGCACCGCUGAUUUAAAGGGAAUUGACAGAGGGUUGGCAGAGCACUGCCUUAAUGUGGAUCCUAAAAUUAAGCCAGUAAAGCAACGAACAAGGAAUUUUGGGGCCGAGAAGGACGCUGCAAUAAGGGAGCAGAAAACAAAUACUUGGAGGAUGUGCGUAGAUUUCAGAGAUCUGAACGCCGCUUGCCCAAAAGAUCACUAUCCUCUGCCGAGGAUCGACCAGCUGGUGGAUGCCACUUCGGGAUGCGCUUUACUAUCUAUGAUGGACGCGUAUCAGGGAUACCAUCAGGUUAAAAUGAACAGAGGAGACAUUGCCAAAACGGCCUUUGCCGUCUGUUGCGGGGUUUACGGCUGGAGGAGUAUGCCGUUUGGCUUAAAAAAUGCGGGAGCCACGUAUCAGCGGAUGAUGGAAAAAGUCUUUAAGGAACAACUCUCCAAGAAUAUCUCGGUGUAUGUGGAUGACAUGCUUGUGCGGAGUAUAAGGGCAGAGGACCAUGUCUCUGAUCUCGAGGAGAUCUUCACUGUGGCAAAUUCUUGGACUACAAGGUUACCCCUGCAGGGAUCGAGGUUAACGCAGAGAAGGUUUAUAUCACGGUCGACAGAGCGCAGCAUGCCGUUUUUCAAAAUCUUAAGGAAGGGCACUAAAUUUCUAUGGACGGAGGAAUGCCGAGCGGCAUUUGAAGAUCUCAAGGUAUAUCUAGCAAGGCUUCCGACUCUGACCAAGCCGGUCCCGGGAGAAACGUUGUAUCUGUACAUAGCAGUGGGGGAAGAUGCAAUCAACUCAGUGCUUAUCAGAGAGGAGGGAAGUCACCAGAAACCCAUUUACUUCGUCAGCCGAAUCAUCCAGGGUCCUGAAUUGAAUUACACAGAGAUAGAGAAGGCUGCUCUGGCGGUCAUGGUCACGGCGAGAAAAUUGAGGCUGUAUUUUUUGUCACAUCGGGUAGUGGUGCGCACUACCUUGCCUUUUAAACAAGUGCUGGGGUGCCCAGAUUUGUCGGGAAGAAUGGUGAAGUGGGCUGUGGAGUUGGGGGAAUACGAUGUGGAGUACGAGCCAAGAACAGCGAUCAAAGCACAAGCGUUGGCAGAUUUCAUCCAAGAAACAACUCGCCGUCCCGUACCGGAAUUUUGGGUUGCCUUUGUAGACGGAUCAGUGACAAAAGAGGGAUGUGGAAUUGGGGUAUACAUCACAUCACCGGGGUAUGGUACAUAUCAGUUUGCAAUCAAAUUCACUUGCCGACUGUCCAACAAUGAAGCGGAAUAUGAAGCUGUGGUCAGAGGGGCGCACAUUUUAUCAGAACUCAAGGCCGAACGUGUCAUCAUCAAGACAGACUCCCAGUUAGUGGCCCAACAAUAUUCAGGGGGUUAUAGUGUCAAAGAAGAACGCAUGAGGGCGUACCACCGCAAGCUCAGCGAGAUGAAGGACAAGUUUAUGGAAUUCAAAAUCGAGCAGAUUUCCCGGGAGGAUAAUACGAAAGCAGACCUACUGGCGCGAAUGGCUAGUGCAGUGGAACAAACCUGGAGUGAUGAAAUUAUUUUACUCUGUGAUACCAGAGAGAUGGGGACUUCACAGGUCUUCUCCGUAGAGAUCAGAGACGACUGGCGGGCUCCUAUUUUACACUUUCUCAAGACAGGGGAGUGGUUGAACAAGGAAUCUAAUCAGAGGGCCCGAUACGAAAAUUAUUGCUUGCUUAAUGACCAACUCUACAAACGAUCCUUUACUCAGCCUUUACUAAAGUGCUUAUCUCCAGAGGAAGCUAACUUUGCGUUAAAUGAAGUUCAUGCAGGUUGUUGUGGUGGUCACACGGGAUUCCGGGAUCUUGUACGCAAAAUCAUUCGGGCAGGGUUCUACUGGCCUAACAUCAACAAAGACGCCAGAGAUUUCGUUCGCAAGUGCGAGGCUUGCCAGAGACACGCUGGGAGAAUCAACGUUCCAGGGGAGCCUAUGGGCGUUAUGUACGCUGCAUGUCCAUUCGACAAGUGGGGUAUCGACAUAGUCGGGAAGCUACCUACGGCACCAGGGGGCAAGUGUUUUCUGCUUGUAGCGGUGGACUACUUCUCUAAGUGGGUCGAGGCUGAAGCUGUGGGGAAAAUAGAUGAGAGGGUCACGGAUUUCUGUGAUCGGAUGGACAUCACUCAAAGAUUCGUCUCGGUAGCUCAUCCGCAAGCGAAUGGCCAAGUGGAGUUGGCCAACAGGACAAUAUGCGAAGGGAUCAAGAAGAGGCUGACUCAGAGCAAAGGCAAAUGGGUGGAGGAGCUGGAUACUGUACUUUGGGCCUACCGCACUAGCCCAAAGACAGCCACGGUUGAAGCACCAUUUACCCUGGUGUAUGGAUCUAAUGCGGUAAUACCAGCGGAGGCAAGAUUGGAAUCAUAUCGGAUAACAACCUACGAUACUGAGCACAAUGCUGAACUUCGCCGAGCAGAGCUAGAUUUGGUGGAAGCACAGAGGGAUGAAGCCCGGGUCAGAGCAGCAAAAUACAAAGGCAUUAUCAAAGCAGGGUAUGACAAGCGGGUCAGAGCGCGGAAAUUAUCAAAGGAACAUCUGGUCCUCAAGCGAGCUGAUGCAUUGAAGGCAGUGGGCAAGUUCGAAGCUAAUUGGGAAGGCCCGUUUAUCAUCACAGAGGUCCUAGGGGGUAGAGCUUAUAUAUUGUCGGAUCCAGACGGCAGAGCUCUUCCUAGACCAUGGAAUAUUAACAAUCUCAAAAAGUUCUAUGUAUAA